CACGAUUUAAAAUUCUUAUGGGCAAUCACUACGCCCGGUCCACACCGUAUGUCUAAUUUCGAAAUGACAACUCCUAUUUUCCUUUUUUUCGGAAAACAGAUUUUCCACAUUUUUACUUGGCUAAGACUAAGCCAGUUGUCCUAUUUUAAUUGGCCGUGGUCAGAUCUCCUCAACCCGUUUUGUCUUUUUUUCCAAACAUAGCCAGAUAUAGGGCACUCUCCAUACCUGUGCACACUGCCUCAUUCUUAAAAGCAAGUAAACUUAAUAAGGCCAGUAGAGUUUAUAGAAGAGGGAAAAAGCUUAAUAAGGCCAGAUAACCGGAAAAAAAUAAAGGGAAAACCAAAUGGGUGGCGAAACAUGGAGCCUGACGGCGAAGGUCUGCGACUCGUGCAAGGCGGCGCCGUCCACCGUGUUCUGCCGCGCCGACUCCGCCUUCCUCUGCCUCUCCUGCGACGCCAACAUCCACGCCGCCAACAAGCUCGCGUCCCGCCACGCGCGCGUCUGGGUCUGCGAGGUCUGCGAGCAGUCCCCCGCCGCCGUCUCCUGCAAGGCCGACGCCGCCGCCCUCUGCCCCGCCUGCGACCGCGACAUCCACUCCGCCAACCCCCUCGCCCGCCGCCACGAGCGCCUCCCUCUUGCCCCCUUCUACGACUCCGCAGCCGCCGCCGCAGCCAAGCCCGCCGCCCAGGACUUCUCCGAGGAGGAGGCCGAGGCCGCCUCCUGGCUCCUCCUUCCCAACGCCGGCGACCAGCCGGAGGAGGGCGAGGAGUCCGAAUCGCGCGAGUACAAGUCCGCUGAGUACCUUUUCACCGACGUGGAUCCGUAUCUGGAUCUGGAUCUACUCUCCGGCGAACAGAAGGCCGCUGGGAACGAUGAGAACAAACAGUAUUCUGCCGACGGGGUCGUGCCGGUGCAGAGCAAGGCCGAGUUCGGGCCGGGCCACUAUCCAGGGCCCGUUGUGGAUGGGUUCCCCACCUAUGAUAUGGAUUACCCCAUCCCCAAGCCUUUCAUGUACAAUUUUACCGCACAAUCCCUUAGCCAGAGUGUAUCCUCUUCAUCGAUGGAGGUGGGAGUGGUCCCAGACCACACAGGCGCCAUGGGCGAUGUAUCGGACAGCUUGGGAAAAUCCGAAGCUGUUCCUGUCCCAGUUUCAGGUCUGGAUCGGGAGGCUCGGGUUUUGAGGUAUAAAGAGAAAAGGAAGAACAGGAAGUUUGAGAAAACCAUUAGAUACGCGUCCAGAAAGGCGUAUGCUGAGACACGGCCGAGGAUCAAAGGCAGGUUUGCCAAAAGGUCUGAACUUGAAGUCGAAUCCUUGAUCUCGUAUGGUGUGGUGCCCACUUUUUAGGGAAAAAAAUUUAAUCUGCCGAUUUUAAUUACAUGUUUGUUAUUAUCCCUCCCAAAAUUGUUGUGUUGUUGGUCUGGGAUGAAGUAUGCUGUUUGUUGGUGAUGGGGGGUUGUGUGUACAUAUAAGUUAGGUUUGGGACAUGACUGUAUUUUCAUUAAUACUUUGUCUUGGGAAUUUUGUAGUGAAGGAUGAUGUUUUACUUUUACCCCAGUUGUAAUGUCUGUAAUGUAACUCAAGCUUUUUGUGAGUUGUACUGUUGUUGCUUUGCCAUAUUGUUAUGAUUGAUAGCUUAUAUGAACUAAAUAUAAUUGUUCCAAGUUUAGUGAGA
Molecule: messenger RNA, 1673 nt
Organism: Striga asiatica
Lineage: Eukaryota; Viridiplantae; Streptophyta; Magnoliopsida; Lamiales; Orobanchaceae
Source: the annotation of a GenBank genome assembly